Messenger RNA from Aspergillus heteromorphus CBS 117.55, 1390 nucleotides. Its product is annotated as dolichyl-diphosphooligosaccharide-protein glycotransferase. Bases 17 to 1354 code for a protein of 445 amino acids. The record is from RefSeq and is a predicted model, not a curated record. Gene Ontology annotation, cellular component: endoplasmic reticulum membrane; oligosaccharyltransferase complex. The transcript has 3 exons. NCBI's taxonomy places the organism in Eukaryota, Fungi, Ascomycota, Eurotiomycetes, Eurotiales, Aspergillaceae.
CUGGUCGUCCUGGAGGAUGGCUCCGAAAGGGAGCUCUACUCCAUGUUCUGGAGUGACCUUGAAGGUUCGUCCUUGCGUGGCAAUUGGGGAUGCGAUUCGUGCUCAUACUGGAUAUUUAGCUCGUGGAUACGACCUGGUCUUUGAAUCGCCCAAGAGCGACAAGCUCUCUCUCUUCGACCUCGGAGAGAAGGCCUACGACCACCUUCUCAUUCUUCCCCCCAGGUCCAAAGGAUUCGGACCUGCCCUGAGCCCCAAGAACAUUGUCAACUUCAUCAACCAGGACGGCAACGUCCUUCUCGCCCUCUCCGGCAAGUCCACCACCCCCAGCGCCAUCAGCUCGCUGCUCCUGGAACUCGACCUACACCUUGCCACCGACCGGUCCUCCGUUGUUCUCGACCACUUCAACUACGACACCCUGUCGGCAUCUGAAAAGCACGAUGUUCUGCUUCUCCAGCGCCCCGGUCAAUUGAGACCUGAUACCAAGGAUUUCUUCGGCGGGGAAGGCGUUUUGGCUCUCCCCCGGACCGCUCCCCACACUCUGGGUGACACGGCUCUCCUGACGCCUAUCCUACGCGCCCCGGUGACUGCCUACAGCUACAACCCGAAGGAGGACUUGUCUGCGGAUGACGAUGUUUGGGCCACCGGCUCUCAGCUGGCUCUCGUCUCAGCCAUGCAGUCCCGAAGCUCUUCUCGCUUCACCCUGCUGGGCUCUGCGGAGAGUCUCCAGGACCAGUGGUUCUCUGCGACCGUCAAGGUGCCCGGAAGUGAACAGGAGACGGGCACCGCCAACCAGGAGUUUGCCAAGCAGCUGACUGCCUGGACGUUCAAGGAGACUGGAGUUCUGAAGGUUGGAAAGAUCGAGCACCACCUGGCCCAGGCCGACAUUACCGCCGAGGACUUGAACCCCGCGAUCUACCGCAUCAAGAAUGAGACUGUUUUCAGCAUCGAGAUCUCCGAGUACAGCAAUGACAAGUUCGUGCCCUUUGAGGUCCCCGCCAACGACGCCCUGCAGCUCGAAUUCUCCAUGCUCUCCCCCUUCCAGCGUUUGAAGCUGGAGCCUUCCUCCCGCACCGAGAACAGCACCAUCUACACCACGCAAUUUACCGUUCCCGACCAGCACGGUAUCUUCUCCUUCCGGGUCAACUACAAGCGCCCGUUCCUCACCAACAUCGAGGAAAAGCACGAGGUGACCGUCCGUCACUUCGCCCACGACGAGUACCCCCGCAGCUGGAAGAUCAGCGGAGGAUGGGUCUGGAUCGCUGGCCUGUGGUCUGUGAUCGGCGGCUUUCUGGCGUUCGUGUUUGUGUGGCUCUACUCGGAGCCCACCUCGGCGAAGACCAAGAAGACGCAGUAAUGUAUCAACACCUGAAAGAUCAAUAAAUGACGUCUU